Molecule: messenger RNA, 2048 nt
Organism: Paramuricea clavata
Lineage: Eukaryota; Metazoa; Cnidaria; Anthozoa; Malacalcyonacea; Plexauridae
Source: the annotation of a GenBank genome assembly
AUGGCGGCUCAUCAGCUUCACAGAGAGACGGUGAGAUGGGAGGAACAAGGCAAUGAACUGGUCGCUGCGGCCAAGAAACUCGCUGUAUUGUUUGCGAAAAUUGCCAGAUUUAUGAGGUGUGUUUGGUUUUGUUUGUAUUGAGAUAAUGCCAUUCGGUCCUCGCCAGUUAGGAAAUAUAUUUCUAGAUGGGAACAACAACACUUAAACAUUUUCACCCGUAAGGCUUCGUUUCCAUUUCAAAUGGACUCUUAUCUUAUGUACACACGCGAAAAUCUCACAUUUUGUAGCAAGUCUGCCAACAAGCCGUCAACAAGUUGUGAAAGUUGUCCCAAGUGGUCAACAAGUUUGGAAUAAGCUGUUAACAACUUGUAACAACCUAGUUGAUAUUAUCAGACUUGUUGCAAGGUUGUUCCAACAAAUCCGAUACAGUCAUGACAUAACAAUAUUGUUACAACCUUGUGUCGUCAACCUUGUAAGUUAAACAUUCUUGUUAUAUCAUGACUGUAUAUAUCAGACUUGUUAGAACAACCUUGGAACAAGUCUGAUAAUGCCAUCAAGCUUGUUACUACAAGUUGUCAACAGCUUAUUCCAAACUUGUUACAACAACUGGGAACAAGCAGUGCGAACACAACUUGUCGACAGCUUGUGAAAAUAUUUGUAACAAUUUGUUUGCAAAGUACACACAUAAAAACGCACAAGUUGUAACAAGUCUGCAAACAAGUUGUUACAAAUCUGUUCACAAGCUGUGAACAAGUUGUCUUCGCACUACAGUACUUGUUCCCAGUUUGUUGCAACAAGUUUGAAACAAGCUGUUAGCAACUUGUAACAAGCUUGAUGGCAUUAUCAGCCUUGUUACAAGACUGUGCUAACAAGUUUGUUACAGCCAUGAUAUAACAAGAAUGUUACAAGGUUGAUGACACAAGGUUGUAACAAUAUUGUUAUAUCAUGACUUUAUCAGACUUGUUAGAACAAACAUGUAACGGACUUGUCAGAACAACCUUGCAACAAGUCUGAUAAUUUCGACAAGGUUGUUACAAGUUGUCAAAAAGUUGUUCCAAACCUGUUGACAACUUGUGACAAGCAGUGCGAAUACAUCUUGUUGACGGCUUGUUGGCAGACUUGUUACAACCAGGUGAUCUCGUGUUCGUAUUUUAGCCAAUCAGCGCUCAGAAAGGGUUGUCCGAAUAGAAAUCCAUUUUGAUGUAUUCAGUCAAUUAUAUCUUUCGUUAUUCUUAAUGAAACUAGUUGAAAUUUUGUAAUUAUGUUUGAUUAUAAGAACUAUAGCUCUGACAAAAAUAUGGAAUCGAAAUAAAGUAUAUUACAGGAGAUAUUCAGUUGUUUUAAUCAUAAAAUGGAUUUCUAUUUGACAACUAGUGCCAGUGCUUUUCCACAUAUCAAGAUCAUCUGGAACUCAUGAGCAUGUAAAUAUAUACUAUAUACAGGAGUGUUAAUUUACUAUCCGCCUCGAUUAGCUAAGCUAUUAGCGGAUAGUAUUGUAUGUUGUAACAUCUUUUGAAUUAAUUAAAUUAAAGUAUCAGUAUAAGUCCGUAGAGUUUAUCAGUGCCAAGUCUGACGAGCUUGUCUUAUUUAAAACUAAUACGAUCACUGAAUUGAAACAGAUUAAAUCCGAAGUCAAUGUAAUAUCAUUAAAAUGUGAAAAGAUUGCCAAUUCUAUCGAACAGCGUGAGGAAUACAGCUAUCAAUAUAAUGUGAAGACUAUUGGCGUCCCACAAGAGCAACAAACAGAGACGGCAGAGCAAACCUCAAAUCUAUGCCUCGAAAUAUUUCGUAAAAUCGGUGCUGAAGUCCUUUUACAAGAUAUAGACAUUGCCCAUCGAGUGCCAUCGCGAAAUCCCGACAACAACAACAACAAUACGAUUAUUUGUAAAUUCGUCAGACGCCUAGCACGAGAGAACGUAAUGGCCGCAAGAAAGAAUGCAAAUGAUCUGCAACCAAGCAUUAGAAUCUACGAUCACCUCACCCCUCUGCUGCAAGAGCUUUUAUAUGAAGCAAAGAGAUAUCAGAGAAUGAAAGUUUUAUCAAGCUAA